UUGACUAACUUUGGCUCCGUUGAAAUUGGUGACUGGUGUUGUCCGUCUCUGUAGUGGGAGCUUUAUUGAAAGUAAUUCGUCGGUGUGAAGGUGUGAAAAGUAAUCGCUGCAACUACCAGCGGCCACGUUUUUGUCAUCCACCAUGCCACCUGUCGAAUUGGAUAAGCCUAAGGCAGUUGGAGGAAACCAGCCAAGGCCACUGGAGCUGUCAGGACAUGUGGGGUUUGACUCUCUGCCAGACCAGCUGGUGGCAAAGUCUGUUCAGAAUGGCUUCACUUUCAACAUCAUGUGCAUUGGCGAGACAGGAUUGGGUAAGUCCACCCUUAUGGACUCAUUGUUCAACACCAACUUCGAGUCAUCUCAGAGUCCACACAACCUGACUGUUGUGAAACUGAAGGCGCACACAUAUGAGCUGCAGGAGAGCAAUGUCAAGUUGAAGAAGCCACAAAAAGUGAAGUUAGUGCUGACGCUGUGUGACACGGUCGGCUACGGCGACCAGAUCAACAAGGAGGACAGCUUCAAAGCGAUCGUCGAUUACAUUGACACGCAGUUCGAGAACUACCUGCAGGAGGAGUUGAAGAUCAAGCGCUCGCUGUCGGCGUACCACGACACCAGGAUCCACGCAUGCGUCUACUUCAUCUGCCCGACGGGACACGGACUGAAAUCGCUAGAUCUCGUGUGUAUGAAGAAACUGCAAAGCAAGGUCAACAUCAUCCCCGUCAUCGCCAAGGCGGACACAAUCUCCAAAACCGAACUAGUCAAGUUCAAGCAACGCAUCCUGACGGAACUGAACGGCAACGGCGUGCAGAUCUACCAUUUCCCGAUGGACGACUCGACCGUGGCUGACACCAACCGCUCGAUGAACGCGCACAUCCCGUUCGCCGUCGUCGGCAGCACCGACUUCGUCAAGGUCGGCAACAAGAUGGUGCGCGCCCGCGAGUACCCCUGGGGUACCGUGCAGGUUGAGAACGAGAACCACUGCGACUUUGUGAAGCUUCGCGAGAUGCUGAUCCGCACCAACAUGGAGGAUCUCCGCGACACCACGCACACCAAGCACUACGAGCUGUACCGCCAAGCCCGGCUGGAGAAGAUGGGCUUCAGCGACGUGGGGCCGGACAACAAGCCGGUCAACUUCCAGGAGACGUACGAGACGAAGCGCUCGGAGCACCUGGACGAGAUGCAGCAGAAGGAGGACCAAAUGCGGCAAAUGUUCGUCCAGCGGGUCAAGGAGAAGGAGACGGAGUUGAAGGAGGCCGAAAAGCAGCUGCAGCAGCGCUUCGACAAGAUGAAGCGCGAGCACGGCGACGAGAAGCGCCGCGUGGACGACGAGCGCCGCCAGCUGGAGGAGGAGGUGGCCGAGUUCCACCGGCGCAAGGCCGCCCACCUGACCGCCUCCCACGGCGGCACGCUCACGCUCGGCAAGAAGAAGAAGUGAGCCGGCGGUGCGGCACGGCACGGCCGCGAGCGCGACCGGGACCAGCGGGCCGGACGGCGAGCUGGCGCGCCAGCCAUCGCGCCGUCCCUGCGCGGCUCUGGCGGACCCGGGCUCAGGCGGUGGCAGCUUCAGGCCUGGCCUGUGACGUCAGGAGAGAGGGGCUCUGCCAAACGUGCCGGGGGCUCGCCGUCCGAACGCCCCAGACCAUAAUGCUAUGGGUAUAUCAUACUUUGCUUUUAUCGCAUGCAUGUUUUAAGUUGCCUAGUGGGCCACCAUGUAUAAUCGAGUGCAUAACAACCCUCCCAAAGCACGGCCACUUGUAGUAGUAAAGAGCACUGCGAGGCGAAAACGACGCAGUUAGUUUUUGGUAUAAUUCAAUCCUUUAGUGCAGGUACCCAUGCAUACAGAAGCCGUCGAUCCUCCAGAGCUUGCCACUUUCCCGACUUGCCUUUUUUCUUUUAGUGCCAACGUUUCGUUAUUUGCCUUUUGUCAUGUCGUUACGCACGAUAUGCUAUGACUAGAAGCCAAACAAAAUGAAAAAAGUGAGACCAGUAACACUCAGACAUGCAAACGCUGUGUGCGUCGUAACACACGGGAGAAAGAAAACAUCUGUAAGGUCUCCAAACGGAAUCAGAAUGGGGUAUUCCCAGUUCAUCAUCAUCGUCGCCCAACCCCUGGACUUGUAACUGCAGUGCCCCGUCUUUUUCGUAAAGUGAUGUGUUUUUACAGUAUGCCUUAGCAUUUUUGCCAAAACAAGGCACACAAAAAUUUGCAUGCAGCCAGAGAUGCUCUCCCAUGCAAGAAUGCAAUUGGUUGUCCUGUUUGGCGAGCGACUUAAGAUCAGCAUCUGGUGACAGCGUGACCAGAGGUGUUUGGGGUAGUAUGUUCAAAUCAGCUUUGACCCGUCUGGUUGCGUUUGGGAUUUUUGCGACUUAGGUGACUGGAUUAUUGACAUUUGACCUCGGCAAGUGUGCGCAAUUCGUACUGUAAGUCAUGUUGAUUAGCAGAGCAACGAACGGGCCAAACGCAGGAGUUGGAGUCAUACGCUGGCGUCGUAUUUGUUGUCGGUGAUGUGUUAUUAGUUAAUGGCGUUUGCUGCUCUAACUGCACAGCUUACCUGCGCUCGAGGCAGCACUUGUGUUUAUUCUUGCGCCCAGUCAAAUGUGUCCAGUGGCUCUUCCUUCGUGUUUUGUACGAACUAUAUAAACGUUUAUAGAAAAUC
Messenger RNA from Pollicipes pollicipes, 2657 nucleotides. Its product is annotated as septin-2. Lineage: Eukaryota; Metazoa; Arthropoda; Thecostraca; Pollicipedomorpha; Pollicipedidae. The transcript has 10 exons. Gene Ontology annotation, molecular function: GTP binding. The coding region runs from base 143 to 1435 and encodes 430 amino acids. The record is from RefSeq and is a predicted model, not a curated record.